Messenger RNA from Cornus florida, 2000 nucleotides. Its product is annotated as ethylene-responsive transcription factor RAP2-4. The transcript has a single exon. Gene Ontology annotation, molecular function: DNA-binding transcription factor activity; DNA binding. Gene Ontology annotation, biological process: regulation of DNA-templated transcription. Bases 637 to 1731 code for a protein of 364 amino acids. The record is from RefSeq and is a predicted model, not a curated record. Lineage: Eukaryota; Viridiplantae; Streptophyta; Magnoliopsida; Cornales; Cornaceae.
CCUCCAGAUAUAGGUGAGGCUGUGAGAAAAACACACACAAGCACACACAAAAAGACACAGAGUGAUUAUUUGCGAGUGAGAGAUCCGAGAGUCCAUACACACUGAUUUCUUCUUGAUUUGCUCUUUUUCCCCCCUCUGUGACAUCCCGCUUCUUCUGUAUCCCUUUCUGUAAAUCAUCUGUCUUUCAAAGUUUACUGAUUUUUUGGGUUUGUAUUUUUGGGUGAUUUUUUUAAAUGAACAACAAAAAACAAACUUAGAAACGAUUUCAAAUUUUCAAGAGAGCCAGGUGUUUUCAGAACAGAGAUCCAGUUUUUUAAAUUUUUGUAUAUUCACUUCUUUUAAUUAAUCAUUUUUUGUUAGUUGUUUUCAUUUUGUAUUUGUUUUUCAAAUCAGAGGGUAUUUUUUGUUGUCCCUCAAGUGUAGUGUUUUUUUUUCUCAGAUCUAGAACUCAAGAGUUAGGUUUCUUUAUUUCAAAAACCUCUUUUGAUUUAGAAAUUAAAGUAAAAUAGUUGUUUUAGAUUAAAAUUUUAUUUUCUGGGUUUUAUUUGUUUUUAUUUGAAUAUCUCACCUGUUCUUUAAUUUUGGUAAGAAACAGGUCUGUUUGAUAUUUGUUUUAUUGUUUUGAUUGAAAAAAGAAUGUUGGCUACAAUGGAUAUGUGGAGUAAUAGCACAGCAUCUUUUCAGUCAGACCCUUUUAUGGGUGGUGAGCUCAUGGAAGCACUAGAGCCUUUUAUGAAAAGUGCUUCCCCAACUUCAACACCUUCUUCCUCUUUAACAACCAACCAAACACUGUCUUACCCUUCUUCUAGCCCUUCUGCUGCUUCUACCUCCAAUUCUUUUCCCUACAAUUCUUGCUUUUUUUCUACCCAGCCCAUGGAAUACCCAGAUGAUUGCUCCACGUCCACAACCCAUAUGUUUUACCAAGGGUUGUCGACCCAUGACCCAUUGGGUCUCGAGCAACCGGGCUCUAUUGGGCUGAACCACGUAACCCCAUCUCAGAUCCAGCAGAUCCAACACCAGAUCCGUGUCCAACCCCAACAAAAUCCGACCCAGGCUCCUUUCUGGCCUCAAGAUCAUCAACAUCAGCAGAGUUCGACCCUGAAUUUCCUCAGCCCGAAGCCCGUCCCCAUGAAGCAAGUGGGUUGUCCACCGAAGCCCACCAAGCUCUACAGAGGGGUGAGGCAGAGGCACUGGGGGAAGUGGGUCGCGGAGAUCCGUUUACCCAAGAACCGAACCCGGCUCUGGCUCGGCACCUUCGACACCGCGGAGGAGGCGGCGCUGGCCUACGACAAGGCCGCCUACAAGCUGAGGGGCGACGGCGCGAGGCUCAAUUUCCAGAAUCUCCGCCACAAUGGGUCCCACAUCGGCGGCGAUUUCGGCGAGUACAAGCCUCUACACUCCUACGUUGACGCCAAGCUCCAAGCCAUUUGUAAGAGCUUGGCUGAGGGUAAGAGUAUUGAUGCUAAGAAGAAGCCCAAAUCGCGGUCCUCGGCAAAGGCGGCGGCGGCGACGGAGCCGGACACGGUGGCUACAGCAGUGGCGGCGGAGGAUGACGGGAAAGUGGAGACAGGAUCACCGGCUACCGUGAGUGACGGGUCGGGUGGAUCUUCUCCCUUAUCGGAUCUGACGUUUUCGGGUUUUGCAGAAGAGGAUCCAGCAUGGGAGGGGUCUUCGGAGAAUUUCAUGUUGCAAAAGUACCCCUCUUAUGAGAUUGAUUGGUCUUCCAUAUAAUCUAGUGUAGGUUUAUAUGUGUUGUAGUAGUUAUAUAUAUUAGUGUCUAAUUGGUGUCUGCAAUGGAAUUUUUGACAAUUGCAGAGCUACUACUAUGUUUAGAGUAAUUUGAUGUAUGUAUGUAAUCAGAGUAGUCGUCCGACAUGGUCAGCUGGUUUUUUCUUUGCUAGACCAGGGGAUGUAGAUUUAAUGAUGUAAUUUAUUUAUGUUAAUGUUACCUAUAUUCUAUUCGUAUUACUAUUUACCAUUUGCUUUGUGAUUUUGCUUAA